AUGGGGGAUUUCAAUGAAGUUUUAGAGCAACAUGAAAAUAAAGGUGGAAGGCUUGUCACAAAUGGUCAAGUCAGAAUUUUCAACAAUUUCAUAAACUAUCAUGGCCUCAUUGAUUUAGGUUUUCAGGGAGAUACUUUUACCUGGACCAAUAAUCAAACUGAUGGAAAGUUCAUCAUGGAGAGAUUAGACAGAGGCCUAGAUUCUCAACAAUGGUUAGAUAACAACCCACAAGCACUACUCAGACAUUUACCAAGAAUUGGAUCUGAUCAUGCACCACUUCUACUAAAUGAAAGAGCAAUGGAAAGGCGGGGUACAAAAAACUUUCGUGUUGAACACUUGUGGUUUCUACACCCACAAAUGAAGGACAUUGUUAUUAAUGCGUGGCAACAAAAUUUUUCUCAAUUGGAAGCAGCAACUGCAGGCCAAAAGAUGCUCACCAAAAUGAAAGAAACUGCCAUAACUCUACAACAGUGGAAUAAGCAGACCUUUGGACAUCUCCCAGAAUUACUAAAAGAAGCUGAAUUUCAAAUACAAUUAGCCUAA
This is a messenger RNA of Papaver somniferum (opium poppy), 543 nucleotides long. RefSeq lists its product as uncharacterized. The transcript has a single exon. The record is from RefSeq and is a predicted model, not a curated record. Lineage: Eukaryota; Viridiplantae; Streptophyta; Magnoliopsida; Ranunculales; Papaveraceae. Bases 1 to 543 code for a protein of 180 amino acids.